Messenger RNA from Podarcis muralis (Common wall lizard), 2860 nucleotides. Its product is annotated as netrin-4-like. Gene Ontology annotation, biological process: tissue development; cell migration; axon guidance. Gene Ontology annotation, molecular function: protein binding. The record is from RefSeq and is a predicted model, not a curated record. Gene Ontology annotation, cellular component: laminin trimer. Lineage: Eukaryota; Metazoa; Chordata; Lepidosauria; Squamata; Lacertidae.
UGGUUGGGGGGUGAGAGGGUGGCAAAACAAAGGCGGUUGCUUUGCCCUCGAUUGCACUCGCGUUAGAGGAGCGCCAAAGCGCGAGUCAGUCCGGCGCGAGGAGGAAGAGAGCCGAGUGGAAACAUUCGGGCGGCCAAGGGAAGGUCCGAAGUGAAAUCGAAAGUUGAGCGAACUCCGAGGGAACUUUCGCCCUCCGAGGCGCGUCGCCGCCUUGACCCUGCGAAAGGUCGACGGGCGAGGAGGAGGAGGAGGAGGAGGACUAGGCUUGCUCCGCUCGGCUUGCUGUGCCAGACGUGUGAACUUCACCUCGUCUCCGGGGGGGCGAAGCGGGGAGGGGGCGAAGGGGCUCUAUCUCGAAGCAGCCAGCCAGCGCUCUGCCUGAAUCCACUGGGAGGCGAUGGGCGGCUGAGGUGGACGCGCCGGGGGAGGCGAAGCGGGCGCGGAGCUGGGAAGCGCGCCUUAGAUCCGAAGGGGAGAGAGAGAGGAAAGAUACACAGAGACACGCGCGGCGGGUUCCCACCCACCCCUUCAGGGAAAGGGAAGCACGAGGAGCCCGCAGUCAUCGCUGCCCUGAAGGAAAGUGUUUUUGUUUUGUCUGCUCUGCCCCCGCCCCGAAAAGAAAGGUCAUGUGGGCACCAAGCUUGUAGAAAUAUCAUCAUCAUUAUUAUUAUUACCCUCGUGCCUCCGGAGAAGAUGGAUUUCCUAGGCGGAGUCAUGCAGCAUAAAAGCAUAACGCUGAUCGUAUUCCUGGAGUAUAUUAUUUCUGGCCAUCCUGGAGCAGAUUCAGCGAAGCUACGAGCCUUUCGAUGCGAUGGGCACUCCUGCAAUCCUGCCGUGGGGAACCUUGCGACUGGAAGAACGCCGGUCACGCUUACCACCUGCGGCCAGAACAGCACAGAACUUUACUGCUUUUACCCAGACCACCAUCUUCUCCACCACGGCCCCCAAGGGUGUGGACAGCCUAGGUGCACCAAGUGUAACGCCAACCAGCCUGAUAACUCUCACCUUCCUUCCGCUAUGACGGACGACUUCUUCCUAAACCCCGCCUCCUGGUGGCAGUCUGCGCAAGGGGUGCACAGGGAGGAGAUCCGGCUGGAUUUGGAGACGGAGUUCUACCUGACCCACGUCAUAGUGGUGUUCAAGUCGCCUCGCCCAGCGGCCAUGGUGCUGGAGAGGUCGCAGGACUAUGGGCAGACGUGGAGGCCGUACAAAUAUUUCUCUGCCAACUGCACGGCCACUUUUGGGCUCCCAGACGAUACCACCGAGGAAGGGUCUCUCUGUACCUCCAGGUAUUCUGACGUGAUGCCUUGCACUAGAGGAGAGGUGAUCUUUCGUGCCUUAACUCCUGCUAACAAGAUUGAAGACCCAUACGGUCCUGAAGCACAAGACCUCAUGAAACUCACCAAUCUGCGGCUCCUCUUAUUAAAGAGACAAGAGUGUCCUUGCCAAGGCUCCGGGCUGCUGGAGAAGCCCCACAGAUUCUCCCAUUAUGCCAUCUAUGACCUAAUUGUCCGAGGUAGCUGCUUUUGCAAUGGCCAUGCGGAAGAAUGCCAACUUGCCAAUGGGACAGUUGUUGUGGACAACAUGGUCCAUGGGAAGUGCAUGUGCAGACAUAACACUGCAGGACAGCAUUGUGAGAGGUGCGCGCCAUUGUACAAUGACCAGCCAUGGGAGCCAGGCGAUGGAAAAACGGGGACACCAAAUGAAUGCAGAAAGUGUCGCUGUCACAGUCAUGCUGAGAGCUGCCAUUUUGACCUGAGCGUCUGGUUGGCAUCAGGAAAGCAGAGUGGAGGUGUCUGUGACAACUGCAAGCACAACACAGAGGGCUACCGGUGUCAAAGGUGCAAGCCUGGUUUUUACAGAGACAAAGGGAAACCCAUGUCUUCGCCGGAGAUUUGCAAACCUUGCUCCUGCCACCUCAUGGGCUCAGUGAACACGACUUUCAACCAGAGCUGGAAAUGCCACCCAAAGACAGGAUUCUGCUUCUGCAAACCAGGCGUUGCAGGCCCCAAAUGCGACCGGUGCCUCUUGGGCUAUUGGGGAUUUGGAGAGAAUGGCUGCCAGCCUUGUGACUGUGCCAGAGAUUGUGACAAGCACACUGGAGAAUGCCUCAACAAUUACGACAACCAGGCUUUUUUCAAUAUUCCCAUUGGUGGAAGAAUCCCUGACCUUAUUCAAACACCAGCCAAUGAAACUGAAGAUGAGUGGCAGUGGAAUGACCACGAACAAGGGUUUUCUGCUCUAAGACAUCCAGAAAAGUGUGUCUGCAAAGAAAGGAUACUAGGAAGCGUCGCCAAUUUCUGCCAGAUGAAAUAUGCUUACGUAAUAAAAGCAAAGAUCCUCUCCGCUCAUGACAAAGGAACCCAUGCAGAAGUCAUUGUGAAGGUCAAGAAGGUUCUGAAAUCGGGAAGAGUGAAAAUCACGAGGAGUAACAGAAGCAUCUAUCCUGAGUCUUGGACCAACAGAGGUUGCACAUGCCCAAUUCUUAAUCCUGGUGUAGACUAUCUGAUAGCAGGACAGGAAGACACACGGACUAACAAACUUCUCGUGAACAUGAACAGCCUGGUGAAGCCCUGGAAAGCUCACUGGGGGAAACUAGUCGCAGACAUGCUUCGAACUGGAUGCAAAUAAUACCUUCUUUCAAAGCAAAAGCCACAGACUUUGCAUAUGUUAGUAAUAUUGCAGUGAAAGGCCUAAGUAGUUCUCUUGUUGUCUAUCAGAACAUUCCUAAGGGGAAUUUAAAAACAGAAUCUCUCCCUCCCCACCCCCGUCAUAUUUUGUGUUUUAGGGAGGCAUCUUGUGCCUUGAGUUCUUUCUUCCAAGAAUCAAAGGACAACGACAAAGGACAGUGACAAACCAA